This is a messenger RNA of Wyeomyia smithii (pitcher-plant mosquito), 4860 nucleotides long. RefSeq lists its product as uncharacterized. NCBI's taxonomy places the organism in Eukaryota, Metazoa, Arthropoda, Insecta, Diptera, Culicidae. The record is from RefSeq and is a predicted model, not a curated record. Gene Ontology annotation, molecular function: nucleic acid binding. The transcript has a single exon. The coding region runs from base 1 to 4860 and encodes 1619 amino acids.
AUGCCGCCGAAGGCAAAGCCGAAUGUCAGUUGUGGUGUGUGCCAGAAUCCGGACAACAACCGGAUGGUUUGCUGCGACGAUUGUGAAUUAUGGUUUCAUUUCGAGUGUGUAGGCGUGAAUGAGGAUAUCGAGGAGGAGGAUUGGAGUUGUGCGGUGUGCGUGGCUAAACGAGCAGCUCAGAACCCAUCGGUCAUCAUCACAGAUUCUGCACGGAAUAAAACGGAUCCAAAGUCGACAGGUGAACAGGAGCAAACUAAACAACUUGGCGAGUUCCAGAAAAAGUUAGAUUAUAUGCAGGCACAAUUCGAGGAACAGCAGCGGGUGUAUCAGAAGCUACUAGAAGAAAAGGAUCGCGAACUGCAGUCCGUGGUUACAGAGCUCAGUACUAAGUUCCAGCGCCGUAUGGAAGCCAGAGAGCAGGAAAUACGAGACGAGUUCAGUAUUCGCGCCACUCUACCGGUAGCAAAUUCGACGACGGUAGGAGGAAUAAGUAACCGCUCAUCGAAUGAGGUUCAAAGAGUGAUGGCGAAUAUGGAAAAGCAACUUGCGGAAAUGUCGAAGAAGCAGGAUCAGCAGACGAGGACGUUAGAGGAGCGAAUCCGGGCGAUGGAAAUCAACAGAAGUGAACCAAAUCUACCCGUUUUCGAACCCAAUGAACUAAGCCGAAGUCAGCUGGCUGCGCGACACGCAGUGACAAAGGAGCUGCCUACAUUCUCGGGCAAUCCGGAAGAGUGGCCGCUCUUUAUUUCGACGUAUGAGAGCACCACUAAGAUGUGUGGUUUCAGUGAUGAGGAAAAUUUACUUCGCCUUCAACGCAGCUUGAAGAGGAGAGCUCUCGAGACCGUCCGAAGCAGGUUGCUGUAUCCAGCGGGACUUGAAGGUGUUAUCAAAACGUUGCGAACGUUGUACGGUCGGCCAGAAGUUAUCGUCCACUCGCUAGUUUGCAAGAUUCGGGAAAUGUCAGCGCCGAAGACAGAGAAGUUAGGAACUCUGAUCGAUUUUGGUGUCGCAGUCCAGAACAUGUGUGCAACGAUCGUAGCCUGUGGAUUGAACGAGCAUCUUUACAACGUGGCACUUCUUCAAGAACUAGUCGAGAGACUGCCACCUACCGUGAAGCUGGACUGGGCCAAAUAUCGUCAAACAUUAAGGGCGGUUACUUUGGAGGACUUCAGCAAAUGGCUUGAAACGCUCGUGGAAGCAGCCUGUAUAGUAACGAUUCCGUCAACGGUCAGCGUGUAUGCCGGCAAAUCUGAGAGACGCGUACGGAAGGAGGAAGUUCACGUUCACCUCCAAUCCGGUUCCAGUCAGGUAGCAACAGAGUCGUCGAGCUCUACAGCGUUUCCCAAAAAUGGGUCGAAGUCAGCAGCGACGAAGCAAUGUGUGGUGUGCCAAGGAGGGUGUAGCAGUGUGGGAUUCUGUAGUAAAUUCCAAAGAUUGGAUGUCGGAGCAAGAUGGACAGCGCUGAAGCAGAACAAGUUGUGUCGAAAGUGCCUGGCGAAGCAUUUCGGAGCGUGUGCGGUUAAGCAAGCUUGCGGGAGAAACGGCUGCCCGUAUAUGCAUCACGAGCUACUACAUGACGAUACCCGAUACCGGCGAGCGGAGAGUUCUUCAAUCUCAGAUACCCAGAACGCCGCAGAAACACCUGCCGAACAGUGCAACACUCACGUCAGUUACGCCAGCAAAGUUCUUUUCCGAUACGUUCCAGUUAUCCUUCAUGGACGAGGCAAGUUCGUUCGCACUUUCGCAUUCUUGGACGAAGGCUCGUCGGCGACGUUGAUGGAACACAGUUUGUUGGACGAAUUAAGUCUUGAAGGCGAGUCGUUCCCCUUGUGUCUCGGCUGGACGGGAGAUCAUCAACGUCAGGAGAUGAAAUCCAUAAUGCUAGCGCUGGAGAUUUCUGGAACGCGCGACGCGGAGAUGUACCGGAUGUCGAAAGUUCACACAGUGGAGAGCCUUUCUCUACCACGGCAGACAUUGAGGAUGGAGGAGCUAGCAUCAGCCUAUCGGCACUUGGAAGGCGUGCCAGCGGAUUCCUAUCGAAAUGUUCAGCCACGAAUACUCAUCGGCAUGGACAACUGCCGCUUGGGUCACGCGUUGGAUAGCAGAGAAGGAGGAAAGGAAGAACCGAUCGCCACCAGAACUCGUCUAGGGUGGAUAGUGUUCGGACCAUGCUCAAAGACAUCUUAUCCAACGACGAACUUCACUACGCACCACAGCCUUCACGUGUGCCCAUGCUGUGAGCGAAGCGACGUAGACCUUCAUAAUAUAGUGAAGGCGUAUAUGUCUCUGGACAGCACCGGGGUAACGAGUCCCGUCAAGCCGUUGUUAUCGAAAGACGACGAGCGAGCGGAACAGUUACUGAAAUCAUUGACGCAUGUGAAAGGAAAACGGAUAGAAACCGGUCUGCUCUGGCGAUGUGACGAUGUUCGACUGCCUGACAGCAAACCAAUGGCAAUGAAGCGACUAAUCUGCUUGGAGAAGCGUAUGCAGCGAGAUCCUGUGUUGGCUGAGGCGGUGAAGGAGAAGAUUCGGAACUACGAACGAGCCGGCUACAUCGAAAAACUGACGGCAAGCCAACUAGCCGAGAAAUUCGAACGGGUUUGGUAUCUCCCAAUUUUUCCGGUGGUCAACCCUAACAAACCAAACAAGAUGCGCUUAGUGUGGGACGCAGCCGCUAAAGUCUUGGGAGUCAGCCUGAAUUCAUUUCUACUGACAGGGCCGGAUCAAGUAACCUCCUUGGUAUCUGUGCUACAGCGCUUUCGAGAGUUUCGCGUUGCCAUCACGGGCGAUAUUCGAGAAAUGUUUCUCCAGAUCUUGAUGAACCGGCGCGAUCAACAGUGUUUAAGGUUCCUAUGGCGAAACGGUGAACAAGACCGCAACCCAGACGUUUACGUUACGAGAGUAAUGACAUUCGGAGCGACAUGCUCGCCCAGCAGCGCGCAGUAUGUUAAGAACUACAAUGCGCAGCGGUUCCAAGACCAAUUCCCGAGGGCAGCAGAGGCGAUAAUGAAGGAGCAUUAUGUCGACGACAUGCUCUCAAGCGUAGAGACGGAAGAGGAAGCGAUACAGUUGGCGAAAGAUGUGCGACACGUUCAUUCGGAAGCAGGUUUCGAGAUCCGGAACUGGCUGUCGAAUUCGAGUCGAGUGCUGCUGGAGUUGAAGGCGUGUCCCGGUGAGAAAAGUUUGAACCUUUCGAGCGAGAUGGCGACGGAGAAAGUUCUCGGCUUAUGGUGGUGUACAGCGACCGAUACGUUCACCUUCAAGUUAUCGCCGAGGAUCAACGGUGAAAUGCUGCGAGGUGACAUCGUCCCAACGAAAAGGCAAAUCCUCAGCACGCUUAUGACGAUCUACGAUCCCCUGGGAUUAAUGGCGCAUUUCCUAAUGUUCCUGAAGAUACUGCUGCAGGAAAUUUGGCGGAGUGGUGUAGGCUGGGACGAGUCUGUCAAGAGCGAACAGCUAGUGAAAUGGCAGACAUGGUUACGGGUACUCCCGCAAGUGGAAUCGGUCAGUGUGCCAAGGUGUUACCGACUGAAGACGAGCACGGGAGAGCGGAAUACGAUUCAGCUGCACGUGUUCGUGGAUGCGUCGGAGAACGGCUUCGCUGCAGUCGCCUAUCUGCGGUUCGAAGAAAAUGGAAAAGUGGAAUGUGCACUCGUCCGUGCAAAGACAAGAGUAGCCCCGUUGCGUUUUGUGUCGAUUCCCAGACUAGAACUACAAGCCGCAGUCAUUGGAGCCCGCCUAGCGAACGACGUUAUGGAGACUCACAAGAUGAGGCCCACGCAAAGGGUUUUCUGGACGGAUUCACGCUACGUUCUCUGUUGGUUGAACUCCGAUCACCGAAAGUACCAUCAGUUCGUAGCGGUGCGGAUCAGCGAGAUGCUAGAGUUGACGGAGACGACGGAGUGGAACUGGGUUCCGACGAAGCUGAACGUCGCUGACGACGCCACGAAAUGGCAGACGCUGCCGGAUCUAUCUCCUACCAGCCGCUGGUUCCGUGGCCCUGAGUUCCUGUGGGGACCGAAAGAAGGAUGGCCUGUCGUUGUGUCUAAGUUCGAACACACUGCAGAGGAGGAACGAUCACAUGUACUGCAUCACUUCGUCGAACGCGCUCUAUUCCGCUGGGAAAACUUCUCUAGAUGGCAGCGACUCCUGCGGCUAGCAGCCUUUGUCCGUCGAUUUCCGUCGAAUGUACGCCGGAAGCGGUCGAAAAAUCCCCUCGUCACCGGACCCCUAACGCAAGAAGAACUAAAAAACGCGGAGUUAUUCAUCCUAAAGUCGGUGCAAGAUGCUGAGUUCGCCGAAGAGAAAGCUUUGUUGCAGAAGCCGAUGCCGGUACCGUGGAGGAACGCUUUACCGAAGCGUAGUCCGCUGUACAAGCUCAGUCCGUUCUUAGCGGAAGAUGGACUGCUACGAAUGCAAGGUCGCAUAGAUGAAUGCGCUCAUGUCGAGGAAUGUACGAAGCAUCCGAUACUACUUCCCAAGCGACAUUCAGUCACGGAUCUCAUCAUAGCAAGUGUCCACGAAAAGUUCUGCCACAUGAAUCACCAGACGACGCUUAACGAAAUCCGGCGUCGAUUUCACGUUCCAGGAUUGAGAUCGGUCUACCGGCGUGUCCAAGGCCUUUGCCAGCUCUGCAAGAUUCGCCGAGCGAAGCCAGAGCCCCCGGAGAUGUCUGGUCUAUCGUUCGGCCGUUUACAACCCUUCUGUCGUCCUUUCUCCUAUGUCGGCAUCGAUUAUUUCGGACCAAUGCACGUGGUUGUCGGCAGAAGGAUCGAGAAACGAUGGGGUGUUCUAAUAACAUGUCUCACUGUCCGAGCGGUACACCUCGAAGUCGCUCACAGUCUUAACACGGACUCGUGA